UUUGUUAGAGAGAAUUUUAGAAAAUUUGUUGGAAAAGAAGAAGACCCACAACAGUGGUUGAUUGAAACAAUUAAUAUAUUUGAAGUAUUGAAAAUAAUCCAGUCUCAGUGGAUUAAUUUUAUUCCGUUAUUACUAAGUGAUAGAGCUCGUAUUUGGUAUGUAUUAAAUAAAUCAAAAAUGUUGGAUUUUGAUUCAUUUGUAGUGAAAUUCGUGGAGGAGUUUCAAGCCUAGUACGAGUAGGGGACUCGGAAAUAAAAAUUUAACAUCAAAACCUUCGGUUUUAACGAAAAGUGAAGUUAUGGUACAUAAAGAUCCAAUUGAAUUAAGUUUAAUUAAAUCAUUACACGAACAAGUAAUUCGAAAGUUGAAGAAUUUUAAUGGAAAAAAUGAUAAUGUAGUUAACUGGAUUGAUGAUUUGGAAGCACAAUUUAAUGCACAUGGUUGGUCAGAAGAUGUUAAAUUAAAAUGUAUUCCCACAUUAUUACAAGAUUUGGCAUUGAAAUGGUACAACAGGAAUUCGUCAACGAUUACAUCAUGGUCAGAUUUUGUCAAUAAGAUGAAAGAAGAAUUUGGAUCAAAAUUUAGACAACAGGAAGCAUUUGAACGAUUAAAAACUUACCAACAAACAGUUAAUCAGUCAGUGACGGAAUA
Didymodactylos carnosus is the source of this 651-nucleotide messenger RNA. The record is from the annotation of a GenBank genome assembly. Lineage: Eukaryota; Metazoa; Rotifera; Eurotatoria; Philodinida; Philodinidae.